This is a messenger RNA of Arachis ipaensis, 597 nucleotides long. The record is from RefSeq and is a predicted model, not a curated record. Lineage: Eukaryota; Viridiplantae; Streptophyta; Magnoliopsida; Fabales; Fabaceae.
AUGGCAGAAGAACAAAACAAUGCAAGGAGGACCAUUGGAGACUACAAUACGCCUACUUCCGAGAGUUGCGGAGAUAGAAUAGUGAGGUCCAUGGUUCAAACAAAUAAUUUUGAGGUACAAUGGGACCAAUUUGGAGGAUAUUAUGUACCAAGAUCUUCAUGGAACAAGAAUGGAAAAUCAUUAACAGAAAAUCGUAUCAUCAAUACAUCUUUGGAGAAUAAUUGGACCAACCAUUACAAAGGCAUUGAACAAAAAUCAACAUUUGAUAAAUAUGAGAAGAGACAAAUAAUAAAUGCAGUCACUACAGAAUCAUAUGAACCUGAAUCACAAGCUCAUAAUUCAAAAAUUAUUAUUGAAUCUAUCAUACACGGCUUGGAUACUUUUCGCAAAUUUAGCAGAUUCUACGCAUUCAUGAGCCAAGUGGCAGGUUCACUUUUUUCUUCACUCCUUGCUGUGGAUAAUCUAUCACAAUUAUAUCCAACAUUUUUUAAUGGCUAUUUACAGUAUAUUGUACCACACUUCUUCAUGCAUCUCUAUCUUGUUGGAUUGAAUCAAUUAGCUGAUCUUGAAAUAGACAAGGCAAAUGCAUGUGCUUGA